Molecule: messenger RNA, 946 nt
Organism: Paramisgurnus dabryanus
Lineage: Eukaryota; Metazoa; Chordata; Actinopteri; Cypriniformes; Cobitidae
Gene: uqcc4
Product: ubiquinol-cytochrome c reductase complex assembly factor 4
Source: RefSeq, a predicted model, not a curated record
UUGAAUCCGAUGUCGGGCAGAUUUCACCGCUGCACACGAGUUACAUAGCCGGGGAAAUUCACGCCUGAUGUGAAGAAAUUUCAAGAUGACAAUAACAGGACGAAUUUGCUCUCAAUUAUCACAAGUUUCUUUAUAUCAUCAAAUUUCUACCAGACCAUGUGCCACAAGAAUGUUCUCCAUGACAUCACAGCUUCAUGCAAAGUCCAGAAAACCUCCAGAUGAAGAUGACGAAGAACUAUCAAAACCCAUCAAGUUCUCCACAAGCAAAGCCAGCCACAGAUCAUGGAGCGUGGACCGCUCGCUGGGCAGCACUUCUCAGCGGCCGUGGUGGAAAGUAUUACCCAUCAGUGUUAUAGGAGUGGGCUUUCUUCUCUGGUGUGUCUUCAGAAAAGAGACAGCGAUAGAUGAGUCUCUGGAGAAAAACCUGUAUGAACAUUUACCAGAACUACUGCCUGAUGAAGAGGAAGAUGACGAUGUCAAAAACAAACCCUGACAGUGGCUUAAAUGGGACAUUUUCCAUUUGUAAUGUUUAUUUAUUGUUCUGUGAACUGCAACCGCCCAAACUUUCAAAAGACUUAGUUUAAGAACUAAACUAAGUUAAAUCAGAUACAUUUUAGUCGGUGGUUAAGACAAUAAUGAACUACUUUGAGAAAUCAUUAGUGAACCAGUGAAUUCAUCAUGGAUCUGUACAAUAAACCUGAUUGUUUAAAUUUAAGUCCCAUUUUGUACAUUUACCUUGUGAAUGCCAUCAGAGGCGAAAAUCUAUAACAAUUCAUUUAUAUAUUACAAAUAGGACUUUGAAGGAAAAAUGCAAAAUGUGAUGCUUGCUACAUGAUGCAAAAAAAACUUUGAACAAUAAAAUUAUUUGAAUUUAUUAAAACGAUAUCCCCUUGAAAUGUAACAUUUUUGAGGGGGCAACAAUACAAAAUAAACAUAUUUAACUCCC